AGUUGAGGGAAACCCAAGCUUGGAUUGCACGUGUCCAGGAGAUGGAUGUCUUACAAUCAAAUACAAACCAUUCAUUACAGGCUGAAUUGCGAGAACGAACUGAACAAUAUAACCAGCUGUGGCUUGGUUGUCAAAGACAGUUUGCAGAGAUGGAAAGACUUCAUAUGCAUACGAUACAACAGCUUCAACUUGAGCUGGCCGAUGCACGAGAAAGGAGUGGAACAUAUAGUGACGAGUCACGUAUAUCCCAAACAAAUUCAAAGGAUGUAUCUCAGUUUGGACAAAGCAAUGGAAACCAGCUAGAUGCAAAUGGAGGAGGUGGCACAUCAGGCGGAAAUUCUGGGGUCCUUCCAAAUGGGAAUUCUGACAAUGUCUCAUCUUUUGCUUCAACUGGCAAUGCACCAGCCCAGCCCGAUCAUGUUCCUGGUGUUCCAAUUGCUCCAUCCUCUCUGCUCGGAAUGCCUACAUACCUUCCACCUGGACAAAUGACUGCUUUGCAUCCAUAUGUUAUGCAUCAACAAGGGGUUCCCCAUUCUUUGCCAUCACAUGUUACUCAAUCUCAUAUUAUUAUUAUUAUUAUUAGAUCACAUGUAUUCUAUAAAGGUGUCAUUCGACCUAUAUAUUGGGCUGGGGCAUGGAUUUGCAUGUAUAAUAAAUUACAUGGGUUUUAACUUCUAUCCAUAAUCCCAAAAUUGUGUAUUAAUAUUUUUAUUCAAAAAUAUGUUGAUUUUCUGACAAGAAUUUUGUAACUC
This is a messenger RNA of Quercus lobata, 752 nucleotides long. RefSeq lists its product as uncharacterized. Bases 42 to 671 code for a protein of 209 amino acids. The transcript has 3 exons. NCBI's taxonomy places the organism in Eukaryota, Viridiplantae, Streptophyta, Magnoliopsida, Fagales, Fagaceae. The record is from RefSeq and is a predicted model, not a curated record.